AGACAGAAAUGAAAGACAAAUACGGAAUAAAGAUGAAUUACAUGAAAGCAUGGCGUAGUAAAGAGCGAGCACAAACCCAGCUACAUGGAAAUGCUAAAGAGUCGUACAAUCUCUUGCCUAGAUACCUGUACAUGCUACAGAAAACAAAUCCAGGAACAUUAAUAGACAUAGAGAAAGAUGAUGAUGACAGUUUCAAAUAUGCAUUUGUUGCAUUGAAUGCUGCUAUAAAAGGUUGGCCAAACUGCAAACCAAUCAUCGUGGUAGACGGUACAUUCCUAAAGGCCGCGUAUGGAGGCACGUUGCUCACUGCCAACACACAAGAUGCAGAAUCUAAAAUUUUUCCACUAGCAUACUGCAUAGUUGAUUCUGAGAACGAUAAAUCGUGGGAGUGGUUCUUAAAAAAAAUAAGAGAAGCAUUCGGGGUUCGAGAAUGUCAAUGCCUAAUAUCAGACAGACAUGAAAGCAUCAUCAAAGCAACUAGGAAAGUGUUCCCUGAAAUAACACAUGGCUACUGCAUCUUCCACCUCUUGUCGAACCUCAAAACAAAAUUCAAGAAAAAUGCAAAGCAUUUCAGAGUGCCAUUCUUUGCAGCUGCAAAAGCUUACACAGAAAUGGAGUUUGAAUUCCAUAUGAGGGAGCUAGACAACUUGGAUAAGCGCAUAAGACCGUACCUGGAGAAAAUUGGCCAUGAAAAAUGGUCAAGGUAUCAUUCAGAAAACAACAGGUACUCUACCAUGACAUCAAACAUAGCUGAGGCACUGAACUCAGCAAAUUUAGCAGCAAGGGAAACACCAGUGACAACAUUAAUGGAGUGCUUGAGGGCACAAAUGCAAGAGUGGACAUACAAUAAUAGAAAGGAGGCACAAAAAUGCACAACAAGGCUGACACCAUCAUCUGAGAAAAAACUCAUAGGGAACUAUGUACAGUCAUUGCGACUAACAGUGAAACCAGCAAACCAGAACCUGUUUGAGGUGAUAGAUGAAGACAGAACAAGAAUAGUAAACUUGAAGGAGAAGACGUGCACAUGCAAUAGAUUUCAAAAAGAUGAAAUGCCAUGUAACCAUGCAGUCGCCGUCAUGAAGGACUUGAACAUAAACACAUACAACUACUGUGCACAAUACUACACAUCAAAAGCAUGGCUGCAAACAUAUGAAGAAACAGUAUACCCAGUUGGAAACGUAAGAGAAUGGGAACUUCCAGAUUUUUUUGAAGAAAUCAUAGUGUUGCCUCCAAAGGAGAGAAUCAAGUCUGGAAGGCCGAGGAAAAGAAGAAUGGCAGCAGCUUGGGAAACAAAGAAACAAAACAAGUGUGGCAAGUGUGGACAAAAGGGACAUAACAAAAAGACCUGCAGAAGAAUUACAGCAUAGAAGUGGAAACAACUACACAUCAACCAAAAAACAACUAUAUUAAAACAUUUAGAAAACACAUACUGCAUAUUACGAUUGGUUGUUACAUACAUUUUUUUAUUGUGAUUUUUUAUGUGGAGAGAUAUUGAUAAUAGGGAAUUGGUAUUAUUAUCAUUAAUAUACAAAAGAACAUCAAAUAUUAUAGAUAACUAAUUAAAUGAGUGGAAGAAGGUUGAAAUUAAUAAGAAGGAAAAAUAAACUACAUAAAGUGAUUACAAAUGCAAUUUAGUUGUUUAUCAGAUGGUUGUAAUAAGGUUGUU
Molecule: messenger RNA, 1666 nt
Organism: Cannabis sativa
Lineage: Eukaryota; Viridiplantae; Streptophyta; Magnoliopsida; Rosales; Cannabaceae
Exons: 4
Coding region: 9-1367 (452 amino acids)
Molecular function (GO): nucleic acid binding; zinc ion binding
Source: RefSeq, a predicted model, not a curated record